AUGGCUGCCGAAGAAAUCGCCGAGGUCUUGGCCAUGUUGCUGCCACCCGGUCUCCUGUUUGACUCUCCUCAAAUAUAUGUCGAAGUUGCCAAGCUGCCUGUCGUUCCUCUGGAAGAUGUGCGGCGGCAUUGGUAUGCCUAUACCUCGAUGUACAAGAAACUGCAAGACCCCACCGCGUGUCGUCUUGAGAAUUUCUGGUGGCAUGUCUGGGGAAGCGACAGGAGGCACUUGAGCGGAAAGACGCUCGCCAGGCUAUGGGAGCAGAUUGCAUCUGGUCCCACAGCAGUUCCCCUCAGGGGACCACCGGUGCCGCCACCGCCAUUGAGCCGUCCUCCAAUUCCUCAUGCUCAAAGCAUGCACGAAAGCGACCGGUCGGAGCAGCCCCUGGAUGGGGACCCGAGAAACACACGGAGUAAAGCACAGGCAGCCCAGACAAGCAUGCCACUACCCCAGAGUCUGGCGCCAUCCUCGUCGAGACCUCCGCCAUCUCACCCGAUCCUCAAGAAGCCUAGGGGGCCUUCCAAUUCGGGGCCGAGACCAACAGCACGGUUCGUCGAUGUGCCAGACUCAGAAGAAGAUGAGACUACACAACAGAGUAGCGGGUCUCCGCAGAACGGCAACGGGGCAAGCCAGUCGGACAGUACAGGCAAGAACCGUGUCCCCGCCCGUUCCGCGCCCAGGACCAGAUCUCCAUCCAAGACGGAGAGAAAGUCUGCGGCGGGUAAGAAGUUCGUCGCAUCGAGUAACGCACUCAAGAGGCGUCCUGUCCUGCCGCGUCGACAGAGCUCACAGUCGUCUACGGGAUCCGCUGGCUCCGACACUACGGUAAAGGACGGGGACUCUCCCACGCCAAGGCAAAGUCAUCUCCACCAGUCGUCCGUUGUUGCAGCAUCCAAGGAAGACAGUUUCUCGGGUAGACAGGCAGUGUCGGGACUGACGUCCCCCGCCGAGGUGCCACAGCUUUCUGCUAAACAGCUGGGCAAGCUGCCAGCUGUCGAAACUGAACCAACAAACCAGACUACGGCCAAAGGGCCUCAGCAGUCGGGGCUUCGCACUGUUAUGAACGCAAAACCUCCAAAGCGGACGUCUUCCCCCCUUUCUCAGGGAGAGAAAACGAAGGCAAGCACCGAAGCUUCACGUGAAUGCGCAAAAUCGACCAUAGAGAAGCCAGCAGCAGAUACAACCGUCUUGUCUAACUCGCCUCCUGUUCCGAGUAACAAGUCUCUUGGCAGUCUGGAUGGCGCAACAGGGCGCAAGACACCUCAGCGUACGGGUCUUGGCAGGAACCAUGAGAGCACAAAGGAGAAGGCGGAGGAGACACGUGUGGCAGGCAACGUGCCUCGAAGGCCAUCCAGCGUGCAUGCGACCGGUGCAGCACCAGCUAUGGUCCGACUGAAGUCUAAUGAGCCGAAGCGGAUGAGCCCGGGCCCAGUCUCAGCGGGCAGCUUCAAAUCCCCCAGCGUUGUGGGCAUGUCCAAGCUCGCCGUCAAGGGAGGCUUCGACUUUGAGACGCCGCGAGCACGACCUUUCGACGAGGACCUCCCGCCCCUGGGAGCCGACGAGCCAGAUAUUCGAAAGACGUCAGUCCUGGACUCCAGAUUCACACCCACACAACCCAAUCCAGCCCCGGCACCACCCAUGGGAAGAUCCAAGUCGCAGCUGACACUGCUGCUGGAGCGGGACAAGUCACGAAGUGGCGAUAGGCCAAGAAAUGGCAGUGCAAGCUCUCAGCACGACGACGGCAAGGAUAAUGGCAAGAGACAGGGCUAG
Cryphonectria parasitica EP155 is the source of this 1770-nucleotide messenger RNA. RefSeq lists its product as uncharacterized. NCBI's taxonomy places the organism in Eukaryota, Fungi, Ascomycota, Sordariomycetes, Diaporthales, Cryphonectriaceae. The transcript is spliced from 3 exons. The record is from RefSeq and is a predicted model, not a curated record. The coding region runs from base 1 to 1770 and encodes 589 amino acids.